GAUUUCCGGAAACGAGGCGACCCAUAGCUCGGGUGCCCGCAUCGGUCAGAAGCCGUACAAUGAGCGAUGUCUUGUUCAAAGUCCAAAUUUCACUCGUCGCGUCUAAUAUUUACAGGGGACAUGGGCGACAAAAAGAUUCUGUGUGCCGGUUUGGUGUGUCUGGAUAUUAUCAACGUGGUGGACAAAUUCCCGGAAGAGGACACUGACAGCAGGUGUUUGUCCCAGCGCUGGCAGCGAGGCGGAAACGCAUCCAACUCGUGCACUGUUCUAUCUCUUCUUGGUGCUCCGUGCGGGUUUAUGGGAUCCCUGGCCCAUGGGCCAGUGGCAGAUUUCAUUGUGGGGGAUUUCACCAAGAGAGGGGUGGACAUUUCUGCCGUGGCUUGGCAACAGGAGGGGGAGACCCCUUGUGCAUGUUGUGUGGUGUGUCCUGCCAGCGGUUCACGCACGGUCUUGCUCUCAGACAUGAACCUGCCUGAUGUAACAGCAGAUGACUUCUCCAAGGUGGACCUGAGUCAAUACAAAUGGAUCCACUUGGAGGGCCGAAAUGCAGACGAGCAGGUGAAGAUGAUCCAGAAGGUGGUGCUCUAUAACAGCAAAUUGCCAGAGGAACAUAAAAUCACCAUCUCGGUGGAGAUAGAGAAGGUCAGAGAGCCUCUCUUCCAGCUGUUUCCCCAUGGUGAUGUGGUGUUUGUCAGUAAGGACGUGGCCAGGCACUUUGGGUUCUGCUCGGCUGAAGCUGCGCUGAAAGGCCUCUACAGCAAAGUGAAGAAGGGGGCUGUCUUGAUCUGUGCCUGGGCAGAGAAAGGGGCGGAUGCCAUGGGUCCUGAUGGGGUAGCUGUUCAUUCAGAUGCUUUUCCUCCGGAGGCUCUGGUUGAUACUCUGGGAGCUGGGGACACUUUCAACGCAGCGGUGAUCUUCACCCUGUCUAAUGGUGGAAGUUUAAAGCAUGCCCUGACCUUUGGCUGCCAAGUGGCUGGGAGGAAAUGUGGUGUCCAUGGUUAUGAUGGCAUCGUGGCAAAGUAAUGUGACAAAAAAAAAAAAUCAAAACGGAACAACUGAAAAUGAACAAAGACAACGAGCCAUCAGAAAAAUAAAAACCAACAUUUCGUGCACAAAGCUGUGUUGAAAAGGAGCCCGCCUAUGCUGUGAUGAAGGAAAGCCAGGGCCUUCAUGUGUAAUAUAUGCUGCUGAUGGAAGGUAUCCUCUUAAUUGCUUUGAUUUAGUGGAGUUUUCUGGUGCAAUUAAACCAAUUUAUUCAGCCUACAAACACAAACUCAUCCUCUCUCUGAAUAAGCAGACUGAUUCAUUCAGCACCAAGUUUCACUCCAUCAAACUGUGACGUGUCUUCAGUGCAAGUUGUGCUGCAAAGUAGUGAUGCAUGGUUAUAUUGUGUGCUAGGAACAGACAGAUUAACUUCCACUGCUGCUGCUACUGCCUUUUAAUUGAAUUCACCUUUUACUCUUUUCUCUUACUCUUUUCUUUUAAUUUUUAAAGACUUUUAUUUUUAAUGACUUUUCUUUUAAUUUCAAUUCACCAUGUUUACUUGUCAAUGUUACAUUGAACACACAGCAAGCCCCAUCUUGUAGAGGAGAACAAUGGAGACUCAGCUGGGUCUAGGUUAAGUUAUCUCAAAAAUUUACAGUAUGGCUAAUAUAUCAAAUUAAAUACG
Messenger RNA from Lampris incognitus (smalleye Pacific opah), 1669 nucleotides. RefSeq names its product ketohexokinase (gene khk). The transcript has 8 exons. The record is from RefSeq and is a predicted model, not a curated record. Bases 67 to 1023 code for a protein of 318 amino acids. Lineage: Eukaryota; Metazoa; Chordata; Actinopteri; Lampriformes; Lampridae. Gene Ontology annotation, biological process: fructose metabolic process. Gene Ontology annotation, molecular function: ketohexokinase activity.